AUGGGUCUUGUAUCAGAUUUUUAUAGGGGUCAAACUGUGCUGCUGACUGGGGGCAGCGGGUUCGUUGGGAAGGUAGUGCUGUGCCGUCUGCUGCAGCAAGAUAGCUGCAGGAAGAUAUAUUUGCUGCUGCGGCCUUCACGGGGUGUAUCUGCAGCUGCUCGCUUGCAUGAUACUAUUUUAAAGAGCGAUGUAUUUGAAGGUUUAAGAAAAGAGAAGGGCUCAGGGUUUUCUUCUUUUGUCUCUUCUCGUGUUGCUGCAGUUCAGGGUGAUUUGCUGUCUCCAACAUUAGGUUUAUCUGCAGCAGCAGCAGCAGCACUGCAGCAAGAAGUAUCAGUAAUAUUACAUAUAGCAGCAUCUGUACACUUCAAUUCUCCGUUAAAAGAAAAUUAUAAUAGUAAUGUCUUAGGCACUCUUCAUACUCUUAACUUCGCGAGAAGGUGUGCUAACCUACAAGUAUUUAUUCAUACUUCUACUUGUUAUGUUAACAGCGAUAAGACAGGCACAGUAGAAGAAAAGAUAAUCCCCCUGCAUUGGAACCCUCAAGACCUUCAUCUGGCUGUCAGAAGGUUCAUCGAUAUUGUCGAUAAGGGGGAGGCAGAGGAUGUUGAGGGUUUAGAGCGGCAGCUGUUAGGACGUUUUCCGAACACUUACGCCUUUACGAAGCGUUUAUGUGAAUUAUUAAUUGCAAGAGAGUGGCAGAUAGCUAAUGCAGCAGCAGACCAGCAGCAGCAGCAGCAGCAGCAGCAGCAGCAGCAGCAGCAGCAGCAGCAGCAGCAGGAGAGCUUUUUCGGCGCGUUGGGGAUCCUUCAAUGUUUACCCGCUAAUCCUGAUUUGAUAGGAGAUCAGGUCCCUGUAGAUGUUGUAGCAGAUUCUUUAAUUGUUGCUGCUGCUACUGUUGCUGCUUCGCAUGUAGUGCUGGCGCAGCAAGCUGCUGCAGCAGGAACUGCAACAGCAGCAGUAACAGCAGCAGCAGCAGCAAAAGGACCUGCAGUAGCAGCAACUCGCGCAGCAGCAAAACAUGUAAAGCCUAGCUGCAUGCUGCUUCCAGUCGAAUUACCUCCUCUUCAGCACGUGUCUCCAGCAGCAGCAGCAGCAGCAGCAGGAGCAGGAGCAGCAGCAGCAGAUCCUUCUGCCGCAGUAGUUGCUUCGGUAGGCCCUUGUUCUGCUGCACCUGCUGUUGCUCCUGCGGGUUGCAGCACAGCUGUGAAGACGUCAAACCCAUCCCCGGAAGCAGCAGCAGCAGCCGCAGCAGCAGCAACAGCAGCAGCAGCAGCAGCAACAGGAGGGAGGCCUGGGGUGUAUGUAAUUCACAGCUGCAGCAGCGACUUAAACCCUACAUACUGGAGAGACUUGCUUGUGCACGGCAGAGAAUAUAAUUCUCUCUGUCCCCUCUUCUCUCGCAUUCGGAGACAUCUUACGACUCCUUUCUUUGAUAUGGACUUCAAACAAUUCAAAAGGUAA
Messenger RNA from Eimeria acervulina, 1461 nucleotides. Its product is annotated as NAD-binding domain-containing protein, putative. The transcript has 3 exons. Gene Ontology annotation, molecular function: alcohol-forming very long-chain fatty acyl-CoA reductase (NADP+) activity. NCBI's taxonomy places the organism in Eukaryota, Apicomplexa, Conoidasida, Eucoccidiorida, Eimeriidae. Gene Ontology annotation, biological process: long-chain fatty-acyl-CoA metabolic process. Gene Ontology annotation, cellular component: peroxisome. The coding region runs from base 1 to 1461 and encodes 486 amino acids. The record is from RefSeq and is a predicted model, not a curated record.